Galendromus occidentalis (western predatory mite) is the source of this 2001-nucleotide messenger RNA. Its product is annotated as alpha-2C adrenergic receptor-like. Bases 1 to 2001 code for a protein of 666 amino acids. The transcript is spliced from 3 exons. NCBI's taxonomy places the organism in Eukaryota, Metazoa, Arthropoda, Arachnida, Mesostigmata, Phytoseiidae. The record is from RefSeq and is a predicted model, not a curated record. Gene Ontology annotation, molecular function: G protein-coupled receptor activity. Gene Ontology annotation, cellular component: plasma membrane. Gene Ontology annotation, biological process: G protein-coupled receptor signaling pathway.
AUGAUUACCGCGGCGACCUCAUCGUCUCUGAAUCACUCAUUCGAAUGGGACGAUGAAGUGGCCCGGAGCUACGAAGAAGGACUCGGCUUCGAGAGCGGCAGCGACCCCAACAGCAACUACACGAUACCGGGACCAUUUGCCAAAACUCCGGAAAUAGGAUUUAUUGUGACGGCUGUUCUUGUUACCCUGAUCAUGAUCGUUAUCGUCGUCGGCAAUAUGCUCGUGUGCAUAGCGAUUGCCACGGAGAAGUCUUUGAAAACAACACAGAAUUGGUUUAUAGCGUCGUUGGCAGUGAGUGACUUUCUCAUCGGUUUGCUCAUCAUGCCGUUCUCGUUGGCCCGAGAACUGAUGGGCUACUGGAUUUUCGGUGGACUUUGGUGCGACAUACACGCCGCUCUGGACGUUCUCAUCUGCACCGCAUCAAUCAACAAUUUGUGCUUGAUAUCCUUAGACCGUUACUGGAGCGUGACGCACGCGGUCGAGUACCUGCGAAAACGAACCGCGUCCCGCGCCGUUGUGAUGAUAUGUGGAGUGUGGCUACUCUCAGCGCUGAUUUCCCUACCGCCGUUGAUCGGCUGGCGGAAAAGGUCCGAACAAAAGAAUUCGCUGCCGCAGUGCUCAGUGUCCGAGGAUCUGGGCUACGUUUUAUACUCGGCUCUCGGCAGCUUCUACGUUCCUGCCGUGGUGAUGGUUUUUGUCUACAUCAAAAUCUUCAUGGCCGCUCGAAAACGAGCUCGCCGAGCGAUGGAAAGAAAGAAAACGCUAGCAGCCCGAAACAAAGCAGCUAUUGCGGCGACGCAGCAGCCGUUAGCGGCCCAGCACAGCGUGGCUUCUUCAUGUGACAACAACUCGUUAAGACGACGUGCAGGGUGCGAGAAGAAAUUCUCCCCGCCUCCUAUCGUUAUCGUAAACACUGAGGUCGAGGAAGGAUCACCUGAAUCCGAUGCCUCGAGUCCGCCCAUAUCACCCGACGGAGACACUAUGGGCGUUUCGGCUCUGGAAGCUGAACACCACCUGCUCCGGCACGCCUCGCAUCCUGCCAACCUCACACAACUGGCGCAACAACACGCCGAUACGAAUAUGUCCCAAUUGGCAUUGCAACACCAACAGCUCGAAGCCAAGGCCAGAGCACAGAGACGCGCAACUACUAAUUCCAGUAGCAGUGAAUUUCCAGCCGACAACGCAUCGUCAUCGUCGUCUUCUGAAAAUCACCAACAGCAGUCACAAAUGCCGCCCCCGACGCAAACGCCGUCGGAGCAGCAAGCACAACUACCGAAAGUAGAUUGCCCACAAGAACAACAAUCGCAACAACAACAUAAUCAGCAGCAGCAACCAACUCCACAUGUUGUGACCCUUCAGACUGUCUCGAAUUCCGGUGUUGAAAUGGAUUCGUUACGACCUUUGAGAAUGCGUCAUUCAGAGUCGUGUGGUUCUGGACUCAGUUUGAGUACACAGGAAUAUGGAAUUGAGGAAGGCGAGACGACCAACAGCAGUUCUCAUCAAUCCUCGAGAAUCACGAGAGCCGAUUUGGAGAGAGAGCCCAGUGAACUCCUCGGUUGCCAACGGAAACAGAACGCGGAAAUUCCCAGACAGACAGAAAGUAUAAUUUCACAGUCGCCUCCCAUAGCGACCACGACGACAACGACGACGACAGCAACGACCGCAUCUCCAGCUCCUGUAAACAGUAACGCAGCCCUUGUCGUUGCCAAGCAGCGAAGAACUCAGACAGAAGCUGAGCGAAACCGCAAGAAAAUUGCGAAGGCCCGAGAACGUCGUGCCACGAUGAUUCUUGGCUUGAUCAUGGCUGCAUUCAUCCUCGCAUGGUUGCCGUUUUUUCUGUUCUACGUGUUGGGCGCACUGUGCGAAUCUUGUAAAGUUAACGAAACGAUGUUUGCCGUAGCGUUCUGGCUCGGAUACUGCAACUCGGCUGUGAACCCUAUUAUAUAUACAAUUUUCAAUAGAGAUUUCAGGAGGGCAUUUAGGAAAAUUCUCUUCAAAUAA